Biomphalaria glabrata is the source of this 7021-nucleotide messenger RNA. RefSeq names its product unconventional myosin-Va-like. The record is from RefSeq and is a predicted model, not a curated record. Gene Ontology annotation, cellular component: myosin complex; vesicle; cytoplasm. Bases 156 to 5999 code for a protein of 1947 amino acids. Gene Ontology annotation, biological process: actin filament organization; vesicle transport along actin filament. The transcript is spliced from 50 exons. Gene Ontology annotation, molecular function: ATP binding; actin filament binding; microfilament motor activity. NCBI's taxonomy places the organism in Eukaryota, Metazoa, Mollusca, Gastropoda, Planorbidae.
CCUCUUUUGUUUCCUUCUUAGCUAAGAUGGCGGUGGAUUUUCUAAUGAUGAAUGUUUCGACCCCACCCCCAAGAGAAUAACCAGCCGAUGCCAGUGUUUUAGAUGAUUUCCCAUGACUGAAUAAACAUAAACUAAAUAUACUUUGGAAUAUAAACAUGUCUUCUGCUGAACUUUACUCCAAGGGCGCCAGGGUGUGGAUACCCGACCCUGAGAAAGUGUGGAGAGCAGCAGAGCUGUUAGAAGACUACAAAGGACAGACAAGUUUGAAGAUACAAUACGAAGAAGCAGAGCUAAAGACUGUGGUGUGCCAUCGUGAAGUCUAUGAAGCAACGGAAGGAACUAUAAAUGUGACGGACAAAACACUUCCCCACUUACGAAACCCUGAGAUAUUAAUUGGUGAAAAUGAUCUGACAUCUCUCAGUUAUUUAAAUGAACCAGAAGUUUUAUAUAAUUUAAAAGUGCGUUUUGUAGAACAAAACCUUAUAUAUACGUACUGUGGUAUAGUUCUAGUCGCUAUCAACCCUUAUGAAUAUCUGGAUAUCUACAGCAAUGACAUCAUACAGGCUUACAGUGGACAGGACAUGGGGGCUAUGGACCCACACAUUUUUGCUGUAUCAGAAGAGGCUUUCAAACAGAUGUCUAGGUUUGAUCGCAACCAGUCAAUUAUUGUCAGUGGAGAAUCAGGAGCAGGGAAAACUGUCUCAGCCAAGUUUGCUAUGCGGUACUUUGCCACAGUGGGUGGUUCCCAGGCAGAAACCCAGGUGGAAAGAAAAGUUUUGGCUUCCAACCCUAUAAUGGAGGCCAUUGGUAAUGCUAAAACAACAAGAAAUGACAACAGCAGUAGGUUUGGCAAGUAUAUUGAGAUUAGCUUCAGUAAACAACACUCCAUUGUGGGGGCACACAUGAGAACAUACUUGCUGGAGAAAUCCAGGGUCGUGUUCCAGGCAUCAGAAGAAAGAAAUUACCACAUAUUUUAUCAGCUGUGUGCCUCUGACGAUUUGCCAGAGUUUAAAGAUUUUCAUCUAGGCUCACCGGAAGAUUUUUUCUACACUAGUCAAGGAGCAGCCCCACAGAUCAGGGAUGUGGAUGAUGCAGAGGAACUAGUCAAAACAAGAAAAGCUUUCACAACAUUAGGAUUCCCAGAGAAAGAUCAAAUGAUGAUUUUUCGAAUUCUAAGUGCUGUGCUCCAUUUUGGAAAUGUUACCAUUAAAGAGAAGGAAGGAGAGUCUUGUGAGAUACCAGCAAAAGAUCCAUCCAUCACAAUCAUGUGUAAACUGCUGGGCAUUGAGGAAUCACAGAUGAGGAUGUGGCUGUGCCACAGGAAGAUUCAAACAGUCAAUGAGACGCUGACCAAACCAUUGACAGAAUCACAGGCCAGUUUUGCCAGAGAUGCCCUGGUCAAGUAUAUCUACUCUAGUCUGUUUGAUUGGAUAGUUACACAGAUCAAUAAAGCUUUACAAAGUAACACAAAGACAUUCAAGUUUAUAGGUGUCCUUGAUAUAUAUGGGUUUGAAACAUUUGCUGUGAAUAGUUUUGAGCAGUUCUGCAUCAAUUAUGCUAAUGAAAAACUUCAACAGAUUUUUAACAUGCAUGUCUUUAAACUUGAACAAGAAGAGUAUGUGAGAGAAAAGAUUGAGUGGUCUUUCAUUGACUUCUAUGACAACCAACCAUGUAUAGAUUUGAUUGAAAGCAAACUUGGCAUAUUAGACUUGCUGGAUGAGGAGUGUAAGAUGCCCAAAGGCUCAGAUGCCAACUGGUGUCAGAAGCUGUAUGACAAACACUUGAACAAAUCACAACAUUUUGACAAGCCUAGAAUGUCAAGGUCAGCAUUCAUCAUCAACCACUUUGCUGAUAGGGUAGAAUACCAAGCUGAUGGUUUCUUGGAGAAAAACCGAGACACAGUACUGGAAGAACAAAUCAAUACACUGAAAGCUAGUGAGUAUGAGCUUGUGGCAGAGUUGUUCACAGAGGAGUCAUCCUCCAGUGCCCAGGCUGGGGCCAAGAGGGGUCGGUCAUCAUCUACCACUCAGCCAAUCAAAGCACAGCCUAAAGCUGGCAGCAAACAGCAUAAGAAAACAGUUGGUUCACAGUUCCGAGAUUCUCUGUGUGCCCUCAUGGAGACUCUAAAUGCUACCACACCACAUUACAUCCGAUGUAUCAAGCCUAAUGACUUGAAAGAGGCGUUUGCAUUUGACCCAAAGAGAGCUGUGGAGCAACUGAGAGCUUGUGGUGUUUUGGAGACAAUAAGGAUCAGUGCUGCUGGCUAUCCAUCUAGGUGGACCUACCCAGAGUUCUUUCAGAGAUACAGAGUUUUGGCCUUAUCAAAACACAUCUUUAAAAAUGACAUGAGAAAGACGUGUGAAGCUAUUCUACCUGCAUUGAUCAGUGACAAUGACAAAUACAGAUUUGGAAAGACUAAGAUAUUCUUCCGAGCAGGCCAAGUGGCAUACUUGGAAAAACUGAGAGCUGACAAGUUGCGGGCUUGUGGUGUGAUGAUACAGAAACACAUCCGUGGCUGGCUGCAGCGGAGAAAGUACCAGCGUGUACGCAAGUCUGUCCUUCUGGUCCAGACAUUUGGACGUGGUCUAUUGGCCAGAAGACAUGCAGAUUUCCUCCGAAAAACCAGAGCUGCUACCCGCAUCCAGGCCAGAUGGAGAGGCUACAGGCAACGUCAAAAGUUCAACAGCAUUCAUUCUGCUGUCGUUGUCUUACAGGCACACGUGCGUGCCAUGUUUGCCAGGAAGCGUUACAUGGAAUUGCUCCGCAGGCAUAAGGUCCUGAUCCUCCAGAAGAACAUCCGAGCCUUCACCCAGAGGAUGAAGUUCAAACGAGUCAUGCGAGGUAUCGUGCUGGUGCAGAGUCACUUUAGACGACGCAAGGCAAAACUGCAACUCAAGAUCUUGAAGGUGGAGGCCAAGUCAGUGGACCACAUCAAACAGGUGAACAAAGGUCUAGAAAACAAGAUCAUAGAGCUGCAACAGAGGCUGGAUGAAAAGGCCAAGAUCGCACAUCAAGCACAAAUGUACGAGGUGGAGAUAGUGAAGAUGAAAGAAGCCAUGAAUAAACUAAAGAGUACAGAGGAGGAAGCGAAGUUGUCCUCCAACAAGGUGGUGGACUUGGCCGAUGAACUAGAAAGGUUGAGAGCGGAGCUGGAGAAAGUCAAGGGAGAGAAGCAAGAUUUGAUCAUGGAGAAAGAUAUGUUGGUCACACAGCAUGACCAGGUCAUUACAGCUAUGGUUGAAGAGAAGAUGAUAUUAAAAGAAGAACUGGAUAAGGCACAAAGCACUAUCAAGCGUCAUGAUGAAGAACUGGAUGAAUAUGUGAGAGAGAAAGUUGCAGCUGCCAACAAGCUGUUGAUCCAAGAGUUUGAGUCUGAGAGAGCACAUCACCAGAAGCUGGUCAAGGAACAUGCCAGGCUUCAACAGAGGCUGGAGAACCUUCACUCAGAGAUGCAGGUACUAACCAGCCCAACAAAAGGACACCACAGAUCACCUUCGGACAUCAGUGCCAUCAGUAUUGAAUCCUACAGCAGCAGUGCAGCUGAUAGUGAGAGAAAAGCUGAGGAAGACGAGGAUCAAGGUUAUGACACAACAGCCAGAAAGCAUGAGGUCAAGAAGUUGGGCAACUUGAGGGCACCUGAGCCACCCUCUGGAGACAUAGGAGACAAAGAAGAGAAGAAAGCUCCAGCAGAAGCUGUGGACAUUGGCCUGGUCCUGAAGCUCCAGAACAAGGUGAAAGAUUUAGAGAGGGAGAAGAAGCAGCUGAUGGAGAAGAUUGAAAGCAUGGAGGAGGACACAUCAAGGGGGACCAUCAUCACAGACUCUGCUUUUGAUGCACUCAAGCAAGAACUGGUCAGCUCUGAGGAAGUCGGCAUUGUCAUCAAGCUCCAAAAGAGAGUGAGGGAGCUGGAGGCUGUCAAGAAGAAGCUGACCCGGGAGCUGGACCAGCGAGAGGAUGAUAAGUCUGACCGCCCAGCGACGUGGACUGAAGAUGCUUUUGAAAGUUUAAAGAUGCAGGACUUACAGAAUGACAACGACAAGCUGAAACGAGAAGUGAGCAAACUGAUGAAGUCUAUCGCUGAGUCUGUGCCCAUGGAGAACACAAAGAAGAGCAACUCCAAAGCUGGCCAGGAGUUUUUUGGUUCCACCAAGAUGGCUGACGAGGUUUCCACAUUCAAGGCCCAGUUCGAGGCCAUGGCAGACGAGCUAGAGAGACGCAGGGAGGAGUGCCUACAGCUUAAGGCCAUGCUAGCAGACCGAACCAUCACCACGCAUUCCAUUGCCAGAGAGUCCUAUGGCGGCAAUGAUGUCCUGGUGAAUGAGGACAAUGAGCUGGAGAUGGCCUACAAGACACAGAAGGACUUGAACAGAUUGCUGCAGUCACAACUUGAGAAAACUGAGAAGGACAUCAAGAAAAAGGAAAAACAAUAUGCAGCAGACAUUGGGGAACUGAAGAAAGAAAAUGACAGGCAGCAGAAGAUAAUAAGCCAGCUUCGUCGUAAAAAUCAUAGUCUAAACUUGGGUCCUGAAGCCAAGAUUGAAGCUACCAUGCAGCAUGAGAUCACAAGACUUACAUCUGAGAAUCUGGAUCUCAGAGAAUCAAUGGACAAACAGUCAGAUCAAAUCAGGAAACUGAAGAAAAUGUUGAAAGUUUAUGCCAAGAAGCUGAAGGAUGGAGAAGGCUGGCCAGACAAGUGGAACUGGGUCAGGCCUUCUAUGUCCGUCAGUUCAGAUCUGGCUGCAGAGAUAGCUGCUGAGAUUGAGAAUGAAGAGAACACAACAUCUACAGAUGCUAUAGCUACAGUCAUCCACAGGGAGCGGUCCUACAUGGGCAUGCUGGAGUUUAAGAAGGAGGAUGAAGGGGCAUUAAUCAAAAACUUAAUUCAAGAUCUUAAGCCCAAGUUGGCAUCUGGUCUGAUCCCUGGCCUGCCUGCUUACAUUUUGUUUAUGUGUGUCAGACACACAGAUUAUGUCAAUGAUGAUGAGAAGGUCAAGUCGCUACUGACAGCUACCAUCAACGGAAUCAAAAAAGUUGUGAAGCGUCACAGUGAUGACCUGGAGAGGAUCACAUUAUGGCUGGCCAACACCUGUAGACUGCUGCACACACUGAAACAGUACAGUGGAGAGAAACAAUUCCAAAAUGAGAACACCCCUAAACAAAAUGAGCAGAGUCUACGGAACUUUGACCUCUCAGAGUACCGCCAGGUGUUCUCAGACUUGGCUGUGUGGAACUACCAAGCAUUGAUGAAACUAAUGGAAGAGCUAAUACAGCCAAAUAUAGUUCCUGCCAUUCUUGAGCAUGAAGCCAUAGCUGGUCUGACAGCUAGUAAACCCUCUGGCCUGCGAGGCCGGUCCUCCAGCAAUGCCAGGGAGUUGGAAGAUGGGAAGGAUUCCCAGCAUGCACUGGAUGCUCUCAUGAGAACACUGAACAGUUACAUGAGGAUAGUCAAGCAACAUGCUGUGGACCCAGAGUUGGUGAAACAAAUAUUUAGACAGCUGUUUUAUUUCCUUUGUGCUGGCGCACUGAACAACCUACUGCUAAGGAAGGACAUGUGUAAUUGGUCAAAAGGAAUGCAGAUAAGGUAUAACUUGAGCCACCUAGAGCAGUGGCUCAGGGACAACAAUCUCCAUGAGUUUGGGGCCCAGGCAGCCCUGGAACCCAUCAUCCAAGCCUCUCAGCUGUUGCAAGCCCGCAAGACAGACUCUGAUGUGGACAGUGUUUGUGAUAUGUGUUCUAAGCUGACCACAGCUCAGAUUGUUAAAAUUCUCAACAUUUACACCCCGGUGGAUGAGUUUGAGGAGCGAGUGCCAGUGGCGUUCAUCCGCAAGAUUCAGUCCAAGUUGAAAGAGAGGGAGGAGCAAGGCACCGCUAGCAACACCCUACUUCUAGAUACCAAAUACUCCUACCCUGUCACGUUCCCCUUCAACCCCAGUUCUGUUGCACUGGAGACGAUAACAGUCCCAGAACAGUUGCAUUUAGGUUUCUUGAUAAAACAUUAAACAAAAAAUGGAAGGGCACAAGACGGGUGGGAGAGGGGUAGCCGCUGGGUGUUUUGUUGAAUGUGAGGCUGCGAUACGAUGCUAUGGACAGUUUUCUUAGUCGAAAAUAGUUGUUUGUUUUUUUUUAGAUAUAUAUAUAUAUAUAUAAUAGAAUUAUUUUCUAGCAUGUUUCAGUACUGUGUUAAAAUGAGAAAAUUUGUAAAGAUAAUCAAAUGUUUUAAUAUAUUUCUUUGUAAAAAAAAAAUUACUCGUAUGUACAUUGUGAAACAGAACAACAUGAUCAAAGUAAGCAGUUCACAAUUUAGCCAAUGGAACUGAUUUGUUCUUCUUUUCUCUGCCAUUAUAAAAAGACUUGAAAUGGAUUAGUUGAUGAUAAUUAUGCAUACAUCUUGUGCAUUUGUGGUGAGCUAUUUCCUUCCAAAACAAAUGUUUAGUAUUUUGUUUGUUUUGUUUCUCUGUGAGAAGUCUUUCUUGUGGUGAGCUGCACUGACAUGGGUUCACUUUGCUUUACUCUGCCUCUUAAAGAGAAGGCAGCUAUUCAAUGGAAAUAGUAGGGGAGCUAAGUUUCAACCGCCCAGGUUGUGGUCUUUUUAAGCCAAAGGUUAUCCUCCAGUUAACUAGGAUUAUCUUUGUUAUGAAAAAUGUUCAAAACUGAUGUAGAAUAGAGUCAGAAGCUGAACACCUUUAAGUCAAGGGAAGUAAUUGUUUGUUUUUUUUUUGUCCUGCUUCUCUCCCUUAACCAGCUGACUGGUAUAUUCCAAAGUUCAAUGUAUUCAUGUAGAAUUCAUAUAGACAAGAUUUUGAUUUCUCUUACUGCUUAUGUUUUUAUGUAGUUUUUUUUUAAAUUGGUGGGAGAUCAAACUUAAGAAACUCUUUUAUACCCUGGUAAAUUUGUACAGGAUUUUCUUCCUUUCUGUUUAGAUUUCCCAAAGAGUCCUAUAUCCAAAGAAAUAGAAGUUUGUUCUAUUCGCAGCGAGGAAAUAUAAUUAACACUGCUACUUACACUAAUAUAUAACAUUAAA